Molecule: messenger RNA, 404 nt
Organism: Phytophthora nicotianae INRA-310
Lineage: Eukaryota; Oomycota; Peronosporomycetes; Peronosporales; Peronosporaceae
Exons: 1
Coding region: 1-333 (110 amino acids)
Source: RefSeq, a predicted model, not a curated record
AUGCGACGCAACAGCUCGGCCAGCUCGCUGGACCUGGGUGAGCGCAACUCGGAGGAGAGCAACGAUGACCAAGAGACCGUGGACAAGCCGCUGCCCAAGCCGGUCGAGAGCUACCAGAAGAUCUCUUCGGACUUCGAGCGUCACGGCGCUAUUGUCCGCUUUACUAACCUGGAAGCCAUCAAGAACGGAUUGCUGGUAUACAGCGGCGAGGGGCGAAUUUGUCGAUCUCGCUAUCUCGCUUCCUCUUACCAGUAUCUUCAACAUCUGGCUUUGGCGAUGCAAGAUUAUGUACCUGUCGGAGAUGCUGGGCAGCUGGGGAUGUCUUUCCUGUAGACAUCCGGUAGAGAUUUUCACCUGACGUUCAGAACGUUUCAUCGGCCAAACACGCCCACCGGACUGUGAGC